GCCUUGCCCAGUCAGUCGGUUGCAGACUCGCAGUACGUUUACCCUAACCCUUCAAUGCUUAAAGUGCUCCUGGACCCUUGGUCGCCCGGGUAAGACAUCGGAAACACAUUGCCAGUGUGGCCGACGACGAUCAUCUCCGAGCCGCCCGCUUCUUACCACGGGGCAUCAACUUCGGGUCUACGCCCAGUUGCUACUGGACUCCGAGGGCAGAUUCGUUCCAAUCAGAUCAGGAACCGUUCUACCCGUGUAGAGUCCUGUCAAGAAACACGCAGUCCGGUCCCGGAUGUCGCCAUAGAACCAGUCGAGACUACCCGUCCACCGAUUCUCGACCGGCCAUUUGCAACGUCAUCAUCUUCUCGUCCAUCCGUCCCGGUGGAAAUCGCUACGAAGCAGCUAUUCUAGCAUAUUAUCAGGGCGCGACAAAUCAAGUCCGACAAUUCCAGCAUGGGCUCUACCAUCUCCACAGCAAAGACUCUCGUCGUCCCGGCAAUAAUAGCCCUCAUCGUCUUCCUCCUCGCCACGUACAUCAUCUACCCCCUAUGGCAGCGUACUCGUAAUAGCCGAUACGGCGCCUACCUUCCACUCGACACCAUCUCCAAUGGGACCCAGUCCUUCCGGGCCAGGGUACAGGAUCAAAUUGCACGGUGGCUCGUACCAUCCACCUGGCGGGAGAGGCUGCAAGACCGGCUGGUCAUAGCCGGAGGCCCGGGUUCCGACAACGGAUAUGACUCGGACGAGGGCGAGGAGCUAGACGAGGUACCCGAGGAUGAGGACGUCAGGAAUCGCCUGGAAAGAGAGGCCAGGAGAACCAGGAGCAGUGGCAGGCCGGAUUUAGAGCGGAGGUUGAGUCGGGACCUGGAGGAGGGAUUCAGGGAUGACAGCGACGAGGAAAUCGACCAUACCACGAGAUCGCGAUAGCCCAGACCGGGGCAUUCUACAUGAAGCGAUAAUUGAGCGAUACCCAACUAAUGUCCUUUACCUGCAUAUGAACGUAUUUUUGCGCCACAGUUUGACGGAGUAGGGUCCCGCGAUCAAUGCAUGGCCAUCACUGGUGCUAGCAGCCAUAUUACACUGUCCCACGAAUGGCCCGUACAGCCUAGCUUAACCUCAAGCCCAGGCCCUCAGGCUACUAUCCACGGGGCGGCAAAUGAUUGAGGCGAGGAAGCGGAAGCCCGACAUCCCGGUGGAAGCCUGAAGAUCCACGGCCGCGCAAUAGGCCUACAACAUUGUGACCUGUCCAAGGCGGUGCUGUGGAUGGCUGCACAUGUUUCAACUGAACAAAGAGGGUGGGCCUCACAUGUCUCUCCAGGGACGGCGGUGAGGCAACCAUGACCAUGGCUCCGUUGAGAAAAUGACCAUUUGAUAAGUGAGGCCGGGCUUCAGGUAUGGAACAUCAAAGGCCAGCAGCAAGUGGCCCCGGCACAUUGAGUGAUUGCAAUACAAAUGAGACCAACGGUUGGAUGCACCAACGCGUGCCUUCUUUUUGUUUCCCCCAAGACUAUGUUCCAACCGGAGAAAGAUUUGUAUGGUCGUUCUUCUGAUCAACAUGUACAAUACCCGGUAAAGUGGUUGGCACCGAAAUAAUGUAAGGUAAGGGGAGCAGGGGCUGGAUACAAACAUACAGGGUUUUGCCUGUAAUAAGGUUAAAUAGUGACUUUUAAGGGCUUUGAGAGGGGCC
Messenger RNA from Diaporthe batatas, 1678 nucleotides. RefSeq lists its product as uncharacterized. NCBI's taxonomy places the organism in Eukaryota, Fungi, Ascomycota, Sordariomycetes, Diaporthales, Diaporthaceae. The transcript has 3 exons. The coding region runs from base 445 to 918 and encodes 157 amino acids. The record is from RefSeq and is a predicted model, not a curated record.